Labrus bergylta (ballan wrasse) is the source of this 1877-nucleotide messenger RNA. NCBI's taxonomy places the organism in Eukaryota, Metazoa, Chordata, Actinopteri, Labriformes, Labridae. The record is from RefSeq and is a predicted model, not a curated record.
UACAGCUCGCACCUCCUCCUCCUCCGCGCAUGUCAACGACACGUGCAUCGAUGUUGAAGUGUGUUUUCAGAGCAGCUAACCCAUGUGAAGAUUUAAUUUAGACAAUUAAAUCUCCUUAACCUGUCCGGAGAGUCACACACCGUUUGAGAAUGGGAGGUCUUCAAAAGAAAAAGUUUGAGAGGGGAUCUGCCACCAACUACAUCACAAGAAACAAAGCUCGUAAGAAGUUAUCUCUGAGCCUCCCAGAUUUCAGGCGACUGUGCAUCCUUAAAGGCAUCUACCCUCAUGAGCCCAAGCACAAGAAAAAGGUUAACAAGGGCUCUACAGCGGCGAGGACCUUCUACCUGCUCAAAGACAUCCGCUUUCUGCUGCACGAGCCAAUCGUUGGCAAGUUCAGAGACUACAAGGUAUUUGUACGCAAACUUAAGAGGGCCUAUGGAAAAACAGAAUGGUCUGCUGUGGAGAGACUAAGGGAGAACAAGCCGACCUAUAAAUUGGACCACAUCAUCAAAGAAAGGUAUCCUUCAUUCAUCGAUGCGCUCCGUGAUAUCGAUGACGCCCUGUGUAUGUGCUUCCUCUUCUCCACGUUUGCCCGCACAGGAAAAUGCCACGUUCAGACAAUCCAGCUGUGCAGACGUCUCACUGUUGAGUGGAUGAAUUACGUGAUUGCAUCCCGUUCUCUCAAAAAGGUGUUCAUCUCCAUCAAGGGAAUAUAUUACCAGGCUGAGGUGAUGGGGCAGCUCAUUACAUGGCUGGUGCCAUAUCAGUUCUCCCAUGAUCAUCCAACAGAUGUCGACUACAGAGUCAUGGCAACUUUCACAGAGAUGUACACCACUCUCCAGGGGUUUGUCAAUUUCAGACUCUACCAUUCCCUCAACCUGAUCUAUCCGCCAAAGCUGGACAGCAAAGCAGAGUCACAACUGGAGGAUGAGGGAGCUUACGCCAUGAAUUCAGAAAGCUACUUGGAGAAACUGUCGGCUCUGAGUUCCAGCUUGGCGCGAGUGGUUUCUUCUGCAGAGGAAGAGGAGGCUGAACUCGACCAGUUUCCUGUUGAAGGGGAGGACAUAGAAAAGAUGGAGGCCAGGGAAAAGGAACAGCAACAGCAGGAGGUUCAGAAAAAGAUCUUUGUCGGGCUCAAGUUCUUCCUCAAUAGAGAAUCUCCCAGAGAAUCUCUGGCUUUUGUCAUACGGUGUUUUGGUGGCGAGGUGUCCUGGGACAAGUCUGUUUGCAUCGGUAGCACAUAUGAUGUGAAGGAUGAGACCAUCACACAUCAGAUUGUUGACAGACCCAGCAUUGAAAAACAGUACAUCAACAGGUACUACAUCCAGCCCCAGUGGGUGUAUGACUGUGUCAACGCCAAAAUCCUCCUCCCUGUGGAGGACUACUUCCUGGGAGUGACUCUGCCCCCCCACCUCUCCCCCUUCGUGGAGGAGAAGGACGGAGACUAUGUGCCCCCUGAAAAACUCAAGAUCAGCCUGCAGCGAGGAGAAAAACCUGCCAAUGAUGAAGAGGAGGAGGAGGAGGAAGAAGAAGAGGAUGAUGAGGAUGAUGAAGAGGAGGAUAAUGAAGAUGAAGAAGAAGAGGCAGAGGAGAAGAAUCAAAAGAUGGAACAACAAAGAUCCCAGGGAAAGUCUCUGCAGGUCAAAGUGACACCUGGAAAAGUAAAGGUAGAAAACCCAGAACGCUUGGAGCAGGAGGAGAAAGCGGAGGAGAAACGUCUGGCUAUCAUGAUGAUGAAGAAGAAGGAAAAGUACCUCUACGACAAGAUCAUGUUCGGAAAGAAGAGAAAAGUCCGAGAGGUAUGCAACAAGCUCGCCGCCAAGAGGAAAGCCCACGAUGACGCUGAGAAAUCAAAGAAGAAAAAGGCCAGGAAAUAA